Messenger RNA from Ctenopharyngodon idella (grass carp), 2028 nucleotides. RefSeq names its product cytochrome P450 2J2-like. The transcript has 9 exons. Lineage: Eukaryota; Metazoa; Chordata; Actinopteri; Cypriniformes; Xenocyprididae. Gene Ontology annotation, cellular component: intracellular membrane-bounded organelle; cytoplasm. The coding region runs from base 367 to 1875 and encodes 502 amino acids. Gene Ontology annotation, biological process: xenobiotic metabolic process. Gene Ontology annotation, molecular function: oxidoreductase activity, acting on paired donors, with incorporation or reduction of molecular oxygen, reduced flavin or flavoprotein as one donor, and incorporation of one atom of oxygen; iron ion binding; heme binding. The record is from RefSeq and is a predicted model, not a curated record.
CGCUUAGAGAAAGGGGCGUGUUAGUUGAGUAGAUCGAGCCAAUAAAAUUUUUCAUUUACAGCUCGCGCUAUAAUGCUAUUUGCUCGCGCUAGUGUCAGUCAUUAGGGGUCAUUACAGGCAGAAAAUCAGUCACGCGCUUCAAAAGAGAGAUUUGACUUCGGUAAAAGUACAUGGAUGUAAUGAUUAGUUUACCUUAAUUUUUUUUUUUUAAAACGAACAGGCUCGCUCUCUCUGAAUGUUUAUUUCAGCCCAUGUUUUUUUGUCGUAGUAAACGAAAGUAAACCAGGAAGUAAACAACUUAAAGCGUAAAAAAUAGCGCAGUUACGUUUCACAGUGCAGGAUAAAGGCGAUAAAAGCGUUGUUAAAAUGGUUUUGGAGAACAUUUUGUUGUCUUUAACCUCAGUGCAUUGGACAGAUGCAGGGAUUGUGCUACUGUUGUUCAUCCUUUUUCUUCUGAUCUCAGACCAGCUGAGAAACAGGAAGCCAAGAAACUAUCCCCCCGGACCCACACCUCUCCCCUGUGUUGGGAAUGUUUUUAACAUGGAUGUUACACAACCUCAUAUUUAUUUAACUAAGUUGUCAGACCACUAUGGCAACAUUUUCAGCUUGCGUCUGGGAAGCUUAAACACUGUUGUUGUGAAUAGCUACAACAUGGUCAAGAAAGCUCUUGUUGAUCAAGCAGACAUUUUCACAGGCCGCCCAACCAAUGAUGUGCUCAAAAAAAUAAUCAAGUGCCAAGGUGUAACCUUCAAUAAUGGCUACAGCUGGAAGCAACAGAGGCGCUUCACUCUUAGUACUCUUAAAUACUUUGGUGUGGGAAAGAGAAGCCUGGAGUUCAUCAUCAUGGAAGAGUACCAAUUUCUGCACAAGACCAUCAUGGAUACCAAUGGCCUGCCAUUCGAUCCUCAUUACUUUAUUAACAAUGCUGUCUCCAACAUCAUCUGCUCCAUGGUGUUUGGCAGGAGGUUUGAGUACACUGACCAGAGGUUUCUGAACAUGCUCAGUCUGAUGUCUAAAGCCCUUAAGCUACAAACUUCCCUGUGGAUACAGCUUUACAGUGUUUUCCCUUGUGUAAUGGACCUCAUCCCAGGACCUCAUAAAGACCUGUUUUCCUGCUUCCAUCAAGUUUGUGCUUUUAUUAGGGAAGAGGUGGACAAGCAUUAUGCAGACUGGGACCCCUCUUCACCCAGAGAUUUUAUAGACUGCUAUCUUACUGAGAUCCAGAAGAGGAAAGAUGAUCUGGAAGCAGGAUUUCAUGAAGAGGGUCUGCAAUAUGCUGUACUUGAUUUAUUUGUGGCUGGAACUGAGACCACAUCUACCACUUUACUGUGGGCCUUUGUAUACAUGAUGAAAUACCCAGAAAUCCAAGAAAAGGUCCAAGCAGAAAUAGAUAAAGUUGUUGGACAGUCGCGUCGACCCAACAUAGAUGACCGACCCAACAUGCCAUACACUGAUGCCGUUAUCCACGAAGUCCAGAGAAUGAGCAAUGUUGUGCCCCUUAGUGUGCCAAGAAUGACUAAUGAAGACACAAUAUUGGGAGGAUAUUUAAUUCCAAAGGGUACACAGAUCAUUCCUAACCUGACCUCAGUACUGUUUGAGCAGACCAAGUGGAAGACUCCACAUUCAUUUGACCCACAGAAUUUUCUGAACACUAAAGGCGAGUUUGAAAAACCCGAAGCCUUUAUUCCUUUUUCAGUAGGAAAACGAUCUUGUCCAGGAGAAUCGCUUGCCCGUAUGGAGCUCUUUCUCUUCUUCACAUCCUUUCUACAGUCCUUCACUCUGUCUCCUCCAGAGGGAACUCAAACAAGCUUGGACUUUAAAUUUGGAAUGACACUUUCCCCAAAGCCAUUUAGAAUGAGUUUCACUCCUCGUUGAUUGAUAUAUAUACAUUUUACAUCAGUGCACCACAUUUAAAUUUUUCUUAAAGUAGAAUUAUACUGUUUCUUCACCUGAGGUUGUUUAAAAUGAUCUAUAACCAAAUAAAACUGCAGCUUCUAUAGACAAAUAAAGCUGGUAACCUUUUUAAAA